UUCAACAGAAAAGAUGUUUACGAAAUACAAAAAAACAUACAACGGUAUGUCAUAGACCCACUUGUAAAUAUUAUUACAUCUUUUUCUGCCAACCAAAUCAAUACAAUCUGUCCCCAAAUACAUACAGAUUUAGGAGAUUUGUUAUCGCAAUGUAAAAAUCCAUUUAAAUUUUCAAACACUGAUUAUCGUUUGUUUCAAUGGAUGAAAGAAGAACAAUUAAUUGAAGAUGCUCAGGAAUUCACCAUUGAUGAAUCCAUUAGUAAAGUAUUUCAUAAUGGCUCUUUACACUAUGAUCAGCACAAAGUAAAAGGUGUUAUUAUGCCAUUACGGUUCCAAUUUAAAAAGGUAUUUGAAUCAAGAAGUAUGUUAGCUAAUGUACUUGAAAACAUAAAAAAUCAAUUGUUGAAUACAAAAAGUGUAAAGAAUUUUGUUCAAGGAGAGCUAUGGAAAAAGAAAUGCGAAAUGUACCCAGGAAAACAACUUAUACCGUACUUUUUAUAUAAUGAUGAAUUUGAGGUGAAUAACCCGUUAGGUUCGCAUAGUGGUCAACAUUCCGUGAGCAAUGUUUAUUACUCAUUUCCUUGUUUAUCAGAAAAAGAGUCAAAGUUGGAAUACGUUUACUUAGGAGCAGUCAUUAAGUCUAAAGAUGUAAAAUCAUUUGGCAACGAAAAGUGUUGGAAAACUUUAGUUGAUGAACUAAUAGACCUUGAAGUUAACGGAGUUGACAUUUUAACGGAAAAUGGUGUAAGCAGAGUGUAUUUUAUACUUGGACUUGUCUUAGGAGAUAAUUUGGGAUUAAAUUCAUUUCUUAAUUUCAAUAGAUCCUUUGUAAGUACAAGCUUCUGCCGAUUUUGUAAAAUGAAUAAAUUGGAGACACAUACGGCCAAUGUUGAAAAUAUUUCUCUUAUGCUAAGUGAAAUCAACUAUCAAGUAGAUGUUACUGAAAAUCUAUCAUCAGAAAGUGGAAUCCGAAAAAUUUCACUGUUAAAUGAAAUACCAUCUUUCCACGUCGUAGAUAACUAUAGUGUUGAUGUGAUGCAUGAUGUUUUCGAAGGUGUUUGCCACUAUGAUCUUACCCAUGCUUUGACUUAUUUUAUGGAAACAGCCAAAUACUUUAACUUAGAAACAUUGAAUUCAAGGAAAAGUAACUUCGAUUACGGUCCGAUUGAAAUUGAUAACACUUCGGGGGAUAUAACAACUACACAUUUAUCUAAAAAGCAUUUAAAAAUGUCUGCCCGAGAAAUGAUGACGUUUGCUUAUUGUUUUCCACUAAUGAUUGGUGAUUUAGUUCCUCAGGAUGAUGAGGUUUGGAAGUUUAUUUUGAAUUUUUUCGAAAUCAUUGAUAUGAUACUCUGUUAUGAAAUAAACACAGCCAUUAUAGAUCUAUUUAGGCAUAAAAUAUCAAUGCAUAACACAGACUACGUACGCCUUUUCAACGAUAAUCUUAAAGCCAAACAUCACAAUCUCACUCAUUAUCCAACAGUUCUUCGGAAGUCUGGACCUUUGAAAGCUUUUUGGUGCUUCAAAUAUGAAUCAAAACAUAGACAGUUUAAAGUGUACUCUCAUGCAACAACAUCGCGUAAAAACAUUUGCCUAAGUUUAGCCAGAAAAUAUCAACUUCAAUUUGCUUAUUCGAUAGUAGAACCUACGAUAAAUGAUGGUUGGUAUACAAUAAAUGAAUCAGAUCAGACAAAAAGUGGCUAUGAUAGCAUCAUAUCGAGGAUCUUAAAAGUUUCAAAUACAUCCGUAAAAUCAUUUUCAAAAACAAAAUGCAAUGGGUAUAUGUUCAAAAGUGGAUUCUAUGUAGCAGUUUAUGAAAAUGAUAUUGAGAUUUAUUUAAUCUUAAAUAUAUUUAUGGUGGAGAUUAAUUCGAUUGCUCUGUUUUGUCAAAAGUUAAAUAUGAUUGAAUAUAAUCCGCACUAUUUAGCUUACGAUAUAGUUCAAGGUCAACUAGGAGAGUUUUCAAUCAUAAACAUCAAAGAUUUGGUUGGACCCCCUUUAACUAAAAUCAAAACUUCGAGGGGUAGAACUAUGAUCAAAGUCAAAGAAUAUUACUCCGCAAAUAUAAUAUAAUCGUUUUUCUCAUCAAAGUACCAUUUCUUUUUACAAACUAGCUGAUAUAAAAAAGAAAAACUCAUACAAAAAUGGAGUCGCCAGUAAAAACUGAAGAAACACCACAACUCCCUCCAGCUCAAAACGAGUUUUUGUCAAUUCAAGUCACCAACACACAGCCAACAAAUUAUUUUCUAUCAGAUGAUGAUCAAAACGAAUUGAGCCAAAAUAAUCAAGGAAUUAUUGUUAUAGACACCUCAAGUGAAAUCACACAAGUUUUACUUGAAAGUGAGGUGAAGAAGCAAGAACUACGGUCACUUCUUCAAUCUUGGGAGCUACCUGAACUAGAAAAUUAUUUUUUUGAACAAAAAAUUUUCGUUCACAUCUUGAAAAUAAUAAAAACAGAAGAUGUGGAGAAAGCUUUACAAAAUUUUCCUCUUGGUACUCAAGUA
Eupeodes corollae is the source of this 2504-nucleotide messenger RNA. RefSeq lists its product as uncharacterized. The transcript has 2 exons. NCBI's taxonomy places the organism in Eukaryota, Metazoa, Arthropoda, Insecta, Diptera, Syrphidae. The record is from RefSeq and is a predicted model, not a curated record. The coding region runs from base 202 to 2073 and encodes 623 amino acids.